CAAUUUUCAAGUGAUGCUUGACAAGAAAUCUGUUGUGGAGCAAGGGUGGUGAGCACGGCAUUGGAGAAGAGAAGCUUAUUACUAUUCGACCGGGGUAUUGGCGUUGUCAUGAGCGUUUUGGUCCGUCGGGUGGACAUUACUUCUGGAAGACGGCGUUGGGAUAUGUUCUGGAGGCAUGGUUCGGCCGCGGAUCGUGGCCUCUGGGGGAAUGGGUGGCGUACAUACAAUCCCGACAUAGGUUUUCUCAAGGCGUCUCCCUCGGCCGUGAUGUCAAUUCGUGCGAGGUGGACCCAUUGCAGCACAUGCAAGAGUGCCCUUGUCACCUCGGGCGUUCAUGCAGCAGGUACCCGCUUUCCGUGCGCCCCCGAUGUUUUGACACCCACCCCUCCGAGACGCGGGCGGGAUCACCGGAGCGUCCCGAUUCACGUCGCCGUCAGAAGCGGCUUUGCAUGUCCUCUGGGCAUGUUUCGUGAGGGGCGCCGAGAUAUAAAGACUGUCCGCCCAGUGCUACAGUCAUAUCUUUUAGUUUUAGUGCAACAGGCUCGAAACAGCUCCUGUGUUCUACCCCGCCAACCCCACUAGAGCAACAACCCACGCGCCACGCCCCAACACCGCGUGAGCCCCUUCCCCUCCUUCGACUGGCUGGCCGCUGCUUCCUACAUAACUCCUGUGUAUCCCACGCACAAACAAAAUCCUGUGCUUUAAUCUCGGUGCGUCCUCCUUCACCCACCUAACAAGACCGCUGCUCAAUUCCUCACGCCAGCUCUCUCCAUUACCCCCCACAUU
This is a messenger RNA of Paraphaeosphaeria sporulosa, 786 nucleotides long. RefSeq lists its product as uncharacterized. The transcript has a single exon. Bases 109 to 582 code for a protein of 157 amino acids. The record is from RefSeq and is a predicted model, not a curated record. Lineage: Eukaryota; Fungi; Ascomycota; Dothideomycetes; Pleosporales; Didymosphaeriaceae.